Abrus precatorius (Indian licorice) is the source of this 553-nucleotide messenger RNA. RefSeq names its product transcription factor PAR1-like. NCBI's taxonomy places the organism in Eukaryota, Viridiplantae, Streptophyta, Magnoliopsida, Fabales, Fabaceae. Gene Ontology annotation, biological process: regulation of DNA-templated transcription. The record is from RefSeq and is a predicted model, not a curated record. The coding region runs from base 52 to 453 and encodes 133 amino acids. The transcript has a single exon.
UCUCUCACACACACACUCUCCCUCUUUCUCUCACCAUUACACACAUCAUCCAUGGAUGAACAAAGCACACAACAAACACACACAAUCAUACCCACAUUUCUCAGAAAAUCCGACCAAAGCUCUUCCAUCACCCCUCACAAGUCUUUGCAUGUUUUUAGGAGAAGCCGAAGGCGGUGUAGAGAGGGUCCAAAUAUGCAACACGCUGUGAAUGAUUGUGUUGAGAAAAAGGAAGAAGAGGAAGAGGAAGAGGAAGAUGAUGAUAAGGAAGAGAUAGAGAAGAAGAUUCAUGCAUUGCAAAGGAUUGUGCCUGGUGGAGAGUCAUUUGGUGUGGACAAGCUUUUUGAUGAAACUGCUGGCUAUAUAGUGUCCUUGCAGUACCAAGUCAAAGCCUUGAGGGCUCUCACUGGCUUCUUUGAGAAGUUGGAGAAGGAGAAGACAAAGUUUGGAGGUUGAUGAUGAUGUUCAUCAUGAUGGGUAGAUGAACAUGAAGGGGAUGAAUGAAUCCAUGAUGGAACCUUAGGUUAUUAGGUUCUUUUGGUUUUUACCACAGACC